Molecule: messenger RNA, 1098 nt
Organism: Venustampulla echinocandica
Lineage: Eukaryota; Fungi; Ascomycota; Leotiomycetes; Helotiales; Pleuroascaceae
Product: Mitochondrial carrier
Exons: 3
Coding region: 1-1098 (365 amino acids)
Biological process (GO): transport
Molecular function (GO): transmembrane transporter activity
Source: RefSeq, a predicted model, not a curated record
AUGCCCCCCAAUUCUGCUUCCCACAGUGGAGCCACACAAGCCAGCAUGGCAGACAGAACACGAGAAGGGCUACAGAACAAAAAGCGAUGGGUUAAGAGAUAUCGCACCGAGGUUGCCGCGUCGAUGAGCAGUGUGCUGUCUACGUUUGCUGCUGUAAGUAACUCCCCAUGCUGCUCCGCCGCCAGCGCCGCCGCUCAAUCAUAUCAGUUUCCCCUGGACUCCGUCAAGACUCGAAUGCAGACCUACAAAUACAACAGCUUCAUCGAUUGCGUUAAACACACCUAUAGGACCGAGAAGUUCCGAGGCUUCUUUCGAGGAGUUGCGGCGCCAAUGGCAAGCGUUACCCUGGUUCGAACCAUCUCCUUCUCCGUAUACCAAAGAUCGAAAUACACCUACGCCGCCUGGCUCAAGCAAAACUUUGGAAUGGAUCCUUUGGUUCAUGUCAAUACGCCCGGAACAUACCCGAACCUCGCUACGGUCGCAUGCUUUGGAGCCGCAGGAGCGACAGCCGGUUCUUUCAUCACGCUUGUAGCCUGUCCUUUCGAAUUGACGAAGGUUAGCGCCCAAGUCUCGGUCCUGUUGGCAGAUAAGAAUAAAUCGAAUGGCGCCGAUCCUAAAAGUUCUGGAGCAGUGGCCGCUAGCUACCAAAAUAAAGGCACAUUUCAGACAGCAAAGAACAUUGUGAAGCAUCGAGGACUUGCGGGCCUUUAUUCCGGCUUCAACCUACAUCUGCUGAGGGAUACACUCGGAACCGCGAUCUACUUCAUGACCUACGAGAGCAGCAAGCAGCUUCUCGCCACAUAUUCCGGAGAUCGAUCGCCAACGAACCCUUUUGCCGUCCUAUUUGCUGGAGGCCUUUGUGGUGUUGUCAGCUGGGCGCUGAUUUAUCCGAUCGACUCCGCUAAGAGCAUUUAUCAGCGAAACAGCUUGACUGUCUGCAAGGAAGACACGGUCACGAGGGCCCCAAAGAUCCAAUUCAUGAAUAGGCGUAUGUAUCGCGGCUUGGGAGUCUCGAUGGGACGGUCAUGCGUAGUCAACUCUAUUUUCUUUUCUGUGUUUGAAUUCAUCAAGAAGCACAUCAAUGCUCUUGAGGACUGA